Messenger RNA from Suillus fuscotomentosus, 2231 nucleotides. RefSeq lists its product as uncharacterized. The transcript is spliced from 6 exons. NCBI's taxonomy places the organism in Eukaryota, Fungi, Basidiomycota, Agaricomycetes, Boletales, Suillaceae. The coding region runs from base 271 to 1995 and encodes 574 amino acids. Gene Ontology annotation, molecular function: protein binding. The record is from RefSeq and is a predicted model, not a curated record.
CGCUUUCAUUCGUCCCCAGCGGUGAGAUAUCUGCAUGUUGAUAUACCGUGAAAUGUCUUCAAAGUUUACUGACAAUGGCUUGCUUCUCUACCAUCAGGAUACUUUAAAUCCGCGCAUUAAAGCAGGACAUCUGCUGCUCAGUUAACAUCGAGGAUUCAAAUCAGGCGCCGCGGCUAUUAUCUUGUACUCACACGACAGGAGCACAAUAAUCACCCUCCAGUUCCAACAGGCAUAUAUUCUAUCUCACUCUCACAGAGUGAGCUGCUCGUCAUGCCUGCCAAGUACUCACAUGUGAAGAAGAGGACGACAAACCCCAAGAAAAAGGCCGCUGCCACGAUUCAGUCCGGGAAAGACAACAAUCGCCAUCAAAAGCUCCCCAAUCACCUUGACAAGACGAUUACAAAUGCCAUGUCAGCAGUCUCGCAGCUGGAGCGCGCCAUCGCGAAGAUCUUCCUGAUCCGCUUCGAGCAAGAUAUCGCGCGCCUGUUUUCAACACACAUAUUCUGUGUCGCUCUUAUUCACUUACCCACGUUCAUGAUGCGUUGUAUUACUGUCGGCGGGCCCAGCUGGGUCGCUUAUAAUGCGGACAGUGAGGAAAUUAAGGACUUCUUCCGUUCCGUCGUUAGUAUGGACUUGCGACAGGCUGGAGAACGAGUUUCGACGAAGAGCGUCUUGUGGUCUUAUACGGCUUUGAGAGAAUUUGCGCUUUCUAACAAUGUCCCUGUAUGCCGGAAGCGCGGCCUACACUCUCUUCGACUACUUCCUCACUACGACUCGCUAAAGGUGCACAUGGACUCUCUGGAUGCAAUGCCGCACGCGACAUUUACUAAACCACCGCAUCUCGGCGCCCUUACAGAAGGCUUGGAGGCCUUGGAAGAGGCAUGCGAGUUGAAGUACGGGGAAAAGUCCCCGUUAAGGUCCACCCCUCCUCCUGGAUGGGAUCAUCAGUGGCGCAUGAAAGUACGCACGGGAUAUGAAAGGCUUGCUCAAACUCUCUGGCGAGUGACCCGGGAGUUUGAUGUUAGUGGAUACGGCUGUGUGCUUCGGGAGAAGCUUACAACGAAGUGGUGCGAUUGUGGAUGUUCUACGGAUCACCUGGGCGAGGUCUGUGAAAAGACGGUACGGGAAGAUGAGGAAGGGAGUGGUGUUAGAUCCGGUAAGCAAAGAGAAUGGGAUGGGCGAGGAAGCGGCGUGUUGGGUUGGGAGACUGAAGAAGAAGAGGAUAUAUGGGAUAUCGAUCUUGAUUUUGGCGGGAGCGAUUCUGAAGAAGGGGAUGGCUUUGGGCCCGAAAUGACCAUUGCUCAAAUGAUGGAAAUCAGGUUCAUCAAGGCAGAAAGAGAGAAAGAAUUCGGUAACGCUGCGUUCCGGCGAGGCGAGUAUCAACGCGCCGUAAAACAUUACAAGGCAGCACAUUCAAUUGAACCAGAACUGCCUCAUUAUCAACUCAACCUUGCUGCGGCCCACCUAAAGCUCAGCGACUGGCUUGAAGCCGAAGAGGCAUGUACAAAAGCCCUUGGACAACAUCGAAGCAUAAAAGGUUAUUAUAGACGCUCGAAAGCGCGUCGAAUGUUGGGUAAGCUAGAUGACGCUGUGCAGGAUUUACGUGCGGCACUGAAAAUACAGCCUUCAAACAGUGAAGCGUUGGAUGAACUGCUAUCCAUUCUUCCGCCCGACGAUUCAUCUCGUUUAGCUCCUUCGUCUUCAUCUCUUGCAACGUCCUCCUCCAGUACUUCACCGGCCCCUCGAAAUGCCGGUUCACUAUAUGACCACCUGCAUUUACCCAAACUGAAGCAACCAAAACAAUUACCGUUUCCUCGGUCCAGCAAUGAUGAUAGGAAAAUUAAAGUUUCCUCGAUCCCGGUGUCCUAUGAAGUUCCGCUGAUGUCUGCUGGGAAGGCCUCGACAGAACUGAAGUCGAAGGAUGUCAAAACAAGGACAGAGUCGUUCAUCUUUCCAAGUUGGGAGAAGUACACGGUUAGGCUGGCUACUGGCUGAGUGCAUAUAACCUAUUUUUAUGGAUUGCGUGUUUUGUAUGCAGGCUUAUCUUGUUGCCACUCUAUGGGGAUCAUUCUUGGUUUUCGGCGGUAAUAUUGAUUUCAUUGUUCUACCUCUUGUCCUGUGUUUGAUCUACGUAUUCGUAUGUAGAGAUCUAUGCGUAGGGGAUGUUUUACACGGCCACUGGUGUCAUCAGUGCCCUUAUUCUCUAAUUAGCCGCCUUGAUGAGUUUUCAA